Messenger RNA from Cylicostephanus goldi, 351 nucleotides. The record is from the annotation of a GenBank genome assembly. Lineage: Eukaryota; Metazoa; Nematoda; Chromadorea; Rhabditida; Strongylidae.
AUGCAAGUAGCAAAACUUGUGAGGGAUUGGACGCUUGCAAAUGUGAGCGAAGUUGUCGUCAUUAUAUCUCUGAAGCUGAAGAGAAUGAAAGCAAUUCUCCUGCUUUUCGUCUCUGCGACGUCUAUAAAGAUGCAAGAGUUGUGGAAUCAAUACCCACAAUCGAAUGGAAAAUACAUUGUUCCAUACAAGUUCACCGGCGCCUACGAUCCUGAAGAGCGCUUAAUGGUCGAGACUGCUAUGCAGAAGAUUGCUGACAGCACUUGUGUUGAAUUCAGACCUCGCACCAACGAAGGAGAGUUCGUUGAUAUAGUCAACAAGGAAGGCGGGUCGUACGUUGCUUCUCAGUUAUGA